Messenger RNA from Macrobrachium nipponense, 1967 nucleotides. RefSeq names its product cyclin-dependent kinase 9-like. Gene Ontology annotation, molecular function: RNA polymerase II CTD heptapeptide repeat kinase activity; ATP binding; cyclin binding. Gene Ontology annotation, biological process: positive regulation of transcription elongation by RNA polymerase II; protein phosphorylation. Bases 128 to 1363 code for a protein of 411 amino acids. Gene Ontology annotation, cellular component: nucleus; cyclin/CDK positive transcription elongation factor complex. Lineage: Eukaryota; Metazoa; Arthropoda; Malacostraca; Decapoda; Palaemonidae. The record is from RefSeq and is a predicted model, not a curated record. The transcript is spliced from 8 exons.
UAUAAAAUUGUUAUGGUAGUUUAGGAUCAGAAAAGUCUUACGUGGCAGUUGGCAAUCCUGAGUGAAGUAAAUAACCAAAACAAGCCUCUUGUUGACAACAUUUUGACAUUGCCCCUGAAGUACCAAAAUGAUGAUGGGAAGUAGAGAAAAGAACUACGAAGACCUUAUUUUCCCAUUUUGCGAUGAGGUCACAAAAUACGAGAAGCUUGACAAGAUAGGGCAAGGCACCUUUGGUGAGGUUUUUAAAGCAAGACAUAAAAAGACAAAGAAGGUUGUAGCACUCAAGAAAGUUUUGAUGGACAAUGAAAAAGAAGGUUUCCCCAUUACUGCUUUGAGAGAAAUCAAGAUUCUUCAACAGCUGAAACAUGACAAUGUUGUCAAACUCAAUGAAAUAUGUCGUACAAAGCCAUCAGCCUACAACCGGUGGCAUUCUACUUUCUACUUAGUAUUUGAUUUUUGUGAACAUGACCUUGCAGGAUUGCUGUCAAACUAUAAUGUAAAAUUCAGCCUUGGUGAAAUCAAGAAAGUAAUGCAACAACUUUUAGAAGGCUUAUUUUAUAUCCACAGUAGUAAGAUACUUCAUCGAGAUAUGAAGGCUGCUAAUGUUUUGAUCACAAAGACUGGAACAUUGAAGUUGGCCGAUUUUGGCCUCGCAAGAGCAUUUUCACAAAGGAAUGGUCAGCCUAAUAGGUACACCAAUCGUGUUGUUACUCUUUGGUAUCGUCCUCCUGAACUACUACUUGGGGAGAGAAAUUAUGGACCACCAAUUGACCUUUGGGGAGCAGGCUGUAUUAUGGCAGAAAUGUGGACAAGGACCCCUAUAAUGCAAGGAAGUACUGAACAGCACCAGCUUAAUUUGAUAUCACAGCUUUGUGGUUCAAUAACUCCAGAAGUUUGGCCAGGAGUUGAAAACUUGCCAUUGUAUUCUACCAUGGAACUUGCCAAAAAUCACAAAAGAAAAGUCAAGGAGCGGCUGAAGCCGUAUGUCAGAGAUCCUCAUGCUUGCGACCUUAUUGAUAAAAUGCUUACCUUGGAUGCAUCAAAAAGAAUAGAUGCUGACUGUUCCCUGAACCAUGAUUUCUUUUGGAUGGACCCACUUCCUUGUGAUUUAGGAAAAAUGCUCUCACAUCAUACUCAUAGUAUGUUUGAAUUUUUGGCAACACCACGCCGUGGCAAACAGCAACAACAGCAGCAACCACCUCCACAGUCACAGCAGUCACAAGCCAGUCAUUCAUCACAGCAGCUUCCCUCAUCCCAGUCUUCAAACCAGUCACAACAGGGCGCUUCAAGAAGAUCUGGUCACAGACCUUCAGCUUCAGCUAGUGUAGCUAGCAUGUCUUCUUGUCCAGAGAGAAUAUUUUAAUAAAUAGAGGAAUUUCAAAUUAUUGUAAAUAUAGUAUUAAGUUUAAAAGUAAAAUAACCAGAAUUAUUCCAGUGUUACUUUUAGCAAAAUUUAUAUCUUUCCAACUUGCUUUGUUUAGAAAAGUUCUUGUUUAUGACCCAAUGUUUUAAUGUCAAGAUAUUUUUAUAUAUUUAUUUAAAAUUUUAUAUUUAUUUUAUAUGUAUAUUUUCUUCUCAUUUUUGGCUUUAAGAAUGCAAAUAACUUAAGUACAAUUUGUGAAUACUGGUCAUACAUUCUUAAACAAAUGUAUAUUUGUAAAUAGUUGUAUAUAUACACUCUUCCAUACAGAGGUAAGUACCUGUGUAAAUAAGUUACCAGAUGCAAAUUUAUAAUGUGUCUAUAAUUUCUUAAUGGGCAUAUAGAUGUUAUACAUUUUUUAAACUAGUAAUCUCAAGGUCGUAACUUGAAGGUCAGUUUUAUUCAAGAUUAGGAGGUCAUGGUAGAUUCAUUGAAUGAUUUUCAUAUGAAAUUGCCAGGCUGCUCUGUAUAGUUUUGCAAACCAAAUUAUGGUUGUUCAGUAUUAUUUAUUGUGUAUGGUGCAUUUGUGGACAUUGCACACUCACCA